CUACGUUUGCUGAAAAUAUAAGUUUUUGCUGGAAGCCCGAAGCUUUGCUUUUUAGUCGCCGAUAUGACAUCAUACAACACAAGACAUGAUUUUUGCUUCAGUGCUAGUAGAAUUCUCAACUCUGAAGCUGUGCGAGAAGCCGCCAUUUUGACAGCAGUUUCUAACUGUUGACUGAGUCCUAGCUAGAGAAAAACAAAGGAAUGGAAGGUUUAUAUCUAGGAAUACUUCUAGUAGCGACUUUGGUUUCCGGAUACAAUAACGGAUACAGAGUCAAGAGGUAUUCGAGCAAUGGGCAAAGAGGUGGUAAAGAAUGGAACUGGGGCAGGAAUGGGCAGCUGUUCGCCGGGCAGACGCGUUCCCAGAUCUCCUGGUCCUCGGCCAAGGGAGACACCACACCUUCCAAAGGAAGGGCCAAUUCCAAAACGAACAGAGACGGAACUUGGACUACAGACGUCCGACCCCCCUCUUCAAACGAGAAGGGGUGGAGCUCCAACCAACCUCCUCAAGGGAAUCAGAAAGGGAGCGCUUACCCAGGAGAAGAAGAUGCCGAAGGAAAUCUGGAAGUUCUUCUUAGAGGAGUCCCUGGAAUGGAUUUUCCAAACUUUCUUGUUGUCCCAGAAACUUCUUUUGACUGCAGUGGAAUGGCAACACGAGGAUACUACGGCGAUGUCGAAGCCGGCUGCCAAGUUUUUCAUAUUUGUCAACCUGGCAAUCGCAAAGACUCUUUCCUUUGCCCAGUGGGAACCAUCUUCAAUCAGAAAUACUUCGUUUGUGACUGGUGGUUCAACGUCAACUGCUCGGACACGCCUUCUUAUUACGAUUUAAACGAGGAGGUGUAUAAGCAGCAACAACCGGACGAUAUCCCGGUCACGACGGAACCAAGCCUGCCUUGGAACGAAGAUCUCAGCAAGAAGAGACCGUCGAAGAGUUGGGGCUCCCCAGCUUCUCCAACAAAACCGGCCACACCGAGGAAGGACUUCCCUACCAGAAAAAUCCCCAAAGGCGCCAGCGAAAUCGGAACGACGCGAGUCACCAACAACGGAUGGAGCCAUUCCGACUCCCAGAAAGAAGUGACGCUUUCUUGGAGUUCUUCUGGAAGUUAUGGCAGCUCUUCCACUUUUAUUCCAACAGUCAAACCCAUAUGGUACGGGAUCGAUGAACUACCAGCAAAAGACCAAUCCAACGGGAAAUAUCAGGGCAGAAACGGUCAAGUACAGACCUCCGCUCCAUUUGGCACACGCAUGAGGGCCACACCUGUGACCAUCGAAGAAACUUGGGCUCCCACAGAGUACCAGUCGCAUGCCACGCCACCGAGUCCAUCUUCUACAUUAAAAUCUACAGGCACAACAAACUACGAGUGGUCAAACGACUUGGUGGACACGGCCAUCAUUCCUACAGAGAUUAAAGGCGUCUGGGAGCAGAGGUCUUCGAAGAAACUGGACGAGGACACACACUUUGCAGCAAGUGGACGCAAAGGGCAUUUAAAAAAGCUUGAUAUAUUUGACAAUACUAGCCAUCAAUCGCUAGAAGACCAAACAGAGACUUGGGGACGACGAAAGGUUCUGAGAGAUGCCUCUUCGAAUCGCAUUUCACGGUUUACAACAACACCGAGAAGGUGGACCACUAGAAAUACGAAGAAGCAAAACAUCGCUGACCACUCAAAGACCCCUAACAUAGACGACAGGCCAUUUGAGUAAUUUCUAUAGCAGUGCUUCUCGAGAUUUCGAUAGGAAACAAACUCUUGUCUCAACUCCCGUUCUAUAUGUCUUUAAUCAAUAUAAACAAUACAUGUGAAACAAUCAUCCACUCAGGUCCCAUUGCGAUUUAAGGAUUCGGGUAUUUUUCUCUUCUACUGACCGUGAAGGAACUCAGUUUAAUAUCGGUUUCGUCUAUCUAGAAUUCCACAUGACAGCUUAGUAUUCCGGUAUGGUGAAGGUAGCUGCAGUUAAUAAUUUAAAAAUAAUCCGAGAGUACGAAACUUUCGGUUAUUCCUCCUAUUUAAUAGCCUAAAAAUGAGUAAAUAUUUAAAAAUUAAAUUAAUUAUUUUUCAAUGAUUAAAUUUCCGUUUAAUAAUUGAAAAUAAUUUGUCCUUUAAUGACAAAAAGUAGAUGCAGAUUUUAUAAUAUAAAAAAUAACCAAAGUAUUUAUUGGAGUAUGAACUGUUCUCGGAGAAUCCUCUUAGUUAAUACCUACAGGUAAACAAUAAUUUUAAAAUAAUUUGAGGUAUCUUCAGAUUAAAUAACCUAAAAAUAAUCUGAAGUUUAAUAGCCUAAAAAUUAUUCAAGAUAGUUGCACAUUUCCUAACAAAAAUAUAACCCGAAUAUUCAUUGAAGUACGAACUAUUCUCUGAGAAUCCUCUUAUUUAAUAGCCUAAAAAUAAAUAAAAACUUAAAAUGUAAUUUCAAGUAGUUUCAGAUUAAAUAACCUAAAAUUAAUUUGUAAUCUAAUAACGUAAAAAUAAAUUGUGGUAGCUGCAGAUUCAAUAACAUUAGAAAUAAUCUGAGUGUUCUUUGGGGGUCAUAAUAUAUCUCAGAGAUUCUUUAUUUAAAUUAUUCCUUUUUCACAGAAGGUAUUAAAAUUCUCAAAAAUGUAAGAAAAAUACAUUCAAUUUUCUUAAUUUUUCUAACGUUCUUAAUUCACCUUGAAAAUGUUAAAAAUAACGAAUUUUAUUUUCGUUGCUAGUGAAAUACGACAUAAGAGACGUUACAGUUGUUUUCCUAAUUAAAAUUGAAUAUGACUUCUGAGCAAACCAAGGAGACAUAAUUAGGCUUAGUUAGCUCUUCAGAAAUUAAUAUAUUGCUUUGUUUUUAGAAAUUUUUAAAAACUUUAUCAAGUAAACUCAACAUUUUUUUAAUUCAGAGAGUUUAAUUUGCUAUAAACAUCAUAACUGAAGUGAUUUAUUUUCAAAGAAAGUAUAUCGCAUAAAUUUUGAUUAAAAAACGCUGUUCUUAGUACAGGAACCAUUAUCAUAUAACUGCAUGGGUAUCAUUAAUUGUAUCAUAUUACGUGAUAUAGAAAAUAUGGGAAGGGUUCAGUGCCAUACUAUGAUAUAUAUGUAUUUAUUUUCAUACUAUUUAUAGAAAAAAUAAAUAAAUAAAUAUUUUCAUUUGGUCAUA
Stegodyphus dumicola is the source of this 3116-nucleotide messenger RNA. RefSeq lists its product as uncharacterized. NCBI's taxonomy places the organism in Eukaryota, Metazoa, Arthropoda, Arachnida, Araneae, Eresidae. Gene Ontology annotation, molecular function: chitin binding. The record is from RefSeq and is a predicted model, not a curated record. Gene Ontology annotation, cellular component: extracellular region.